Porites evermanni is the source of this 18757-nucleotide messenger RNA. The record is from the annotation of a GenBank genome assembly. NCBI's taxonomy places the organism in Eukaryota, Metazoa, Cnidaria, Anthozoa, Scleractinia, Poritidae.
AUGGCCACUAGUUGUGUUGGUAAAAAUCGCUGCAGUUCGCACGCGCCGGGAUGGUUAAGUACCCAGCAUCCUUCAAAGGAUGAUGGGAUAGUCAGGGGUACAGUGUGCUUCCACUGGGCUAGUAGCUGUUGUCGCUGGUCGACGAACAUACGUGUUCGUAACUGUAGCGGAUUUUAUGUGUAUGAGCUUGGACCAGUCCCGACUUGCUGGUUACGUUACUGUGGAAAUGGGGGAGGUAUGUGGCAUCUCGCAUCUCUGACGUUAUUCGAUACUAUCAUUUAGUCACAGUUUACCGUACACUUUCCAAGAGCCCCACUUAUACCCCCCCCCCCCCCCCCCCCCCCCCCCCCCCCCNAAACAAAAACAUACAUCCAGGUGCAAGCCCCCCUCCAGCUUGUGUUGAAAUGAAUUCGACUUUUUACGACGUUUUGAAGCUUAAAAAAGCGAUCAAAUUCAAAAAAAGGAUUUUGAUCAGCACUGCUAUGUAGCUUGCUUUGCAAUACUUUUUUUAUCCGGGUUAUAGAUCUCUAGAAAUGCAUUCUAAGCAGCGCUAUAAAAUUUGUAUACCUUUUCGGUCAUCCCAGGGGAACUUGAGUCCUUUCGAAAUUACAAGGACUUCAGUAUUUUUUUCCCAAAGAUUUUGGAUGCAAUUUGACGUAUUACGAAAGUGAGCAUUUCUCUGAUCCCUUUCUCCGUCACAUUUUGAAUCCGAAAAUUUUUUAAUUAGGUUUCCUUUUUUGUACGAAAAAUAGCCCAACCUGGGCAGUCAAAUGUGAAAAAUUAAACUUCAGAAAAUCGUAUUGAAUUUGUAGAAAAAGCUUUGAGAAUUGCGCAUGAAUAGAACGGCCACCUAUAAAUUUUUUGCCGUUCUCAAGAAAUAGAAAAUUCUGGGCAAUAUUUUCUUCUCCGAACAGAUAUUUUACAAAAAAAAGUCGUUGGGUGCUCCUGCCUCCCGUAUCCAAUUAAAACAAAGAGAUACGUAUGAGAGCACUAAAAAACAGGGAGUUUCUUGGUGUUGCGGAAACCAUUGUUGGUCAGGCAUCACGGUGUUGUGGGCGGUGUUGGUAUUGUUCAGUGUAGUGAUCACAGCCAUCCAAAACUACCUAAAAGUUGUGACGAUACUGAGGAGAUAAUCAUCUUUGGAUGCAAGAAAGCUUAUAGACUUUUACGAGGGAAGUGUUUUACUUUUUUCCCUUCACAGGUAAUAACACAAAUUCAAGCUCGAUUGGAUAUAUCGCCGCUCAAGGUAUGGUGUGUCCUUUUAUUAUAAACAAAUUUCGACCAUCGUAUGGUCUCGCUACGAGGAAUUAUGCCAUCCUUAUCACACCUUUUGAUUAGUGUCUGACUCGUUGGGUUAGACACAUUAUGGUUGCGCACUACGGUUUUGAGCAGCGUCAACCUGAAAUUCAUAGCUUGCGAAUACAGCCGUCUCCCCUCGCUUCUCGCCACGUCUGGUGCAGAUGUCUUUCCUGCGAAAUGUCCCUAGCCGCGAGGAGCGAGGACGGACGGCUGUAUUCGCAGGCGAUGAAAUUCCGCAUGGCAAUUUAUACCGUGCGCAGUUACGCUGGUGUCAGUGCAUUACGCAUAUGUUGAUGCUGGAAAAAUUUAGCCCUUUUCCCAGUUUUACUGCCCCUGCUCAAUCAAAUUAUCUCUAUUGUUUAACGACGUCUUGAUGUUUCUCAUGAUUAAUUCAAUACAAGCAUGAACAACAACAACUUGAAGUUCUAAAACGGCUCUAAAUGUGUUAGGAACCUGACAUUAUGAAGUAUUCUCAAAUGAGACAAUACGAAAUUAUGCAGUGACAUAUUUUCUCUGGUACUGCGUUAUUUCCAUGAGUUGUGUUAAUCAAUAAAACCUGAUAAAACAUCUCAGUUAAAACGCAAGUGUUUGAUCUCAGAUGAACAUGUUUGAUUUCAGACAAAAACCUGGUAGUAUAUUUUAUCUGAUGUUUCGUGAGGUGUCAAGAUUUAUCCAUCUGACCAAAAUGGUCGUCAUUUAUUGGCUUUUGACUUCUUGAAUAAUUAAUCAGUUUGAGAAGACAUGUUACAUGUAAACACUCGCAGUAAUGCAGGAGCUGCCAAAACUCGGGCUUCAUGCUUCAUCACGGGUUCCAAACACCUGACACAGAUGAAAGCACGAGGCCGUAGGCCGAGUGGUUUCAUCUCUAUCUCAGUGCUUGGGACCCUUGAUGAAGCACUCGCCCUCGUGUUUAAUGUAUUUCAUCAGGCCUCUAAACCAGGAACCAAUGAAAGAAAGCAGUUGAAAACCAAACUGGAGACAUUUUUAGUAUAAACUGUUCAUUGGCAUCAAUGAAAGAAAUUUGGCAGCAUUAAGCUACAAAAAAAAUGCCCUUUUGCCGUCACAAUACUUGAUGCCCAAAACAUUAAAAAAUAGAUGCCCAAAAUGAUUUUGGCAUAAUUGUGUCUAGCCCUACUCACUCCUCCCCAGUCUUCUUUCAUCAGUUGUAAGCGGGCACGAGACGGUCUCUAAAAACGGCUUUGGUAGCAGACUAGGAACGGUUGAGAGAGACCGCGAUUACGGCAUCUCAGCAAACCAUAUUCCACGCGCUUCCCUCGUUCAGUUAAGGGACAAAAAAAGCGAAUGGGGACAAGUAUCCAGCGGAUUUAAAGUAAAGACUAAAUACGUAGAUAAUAGACCACUCUCUGGAUUUUAUUUUAAUGAAAUAAUAAUUCUCUUUUCAUCAUAAAAAAGGCUUACUUUAAGAUGUUGAUCUGAGCAACUUAAACAAAGGUGUUUAUGUUACUGUUUUCAUUUGCAGCAAUGACUAAAACAGAGUCGGUAUCUACUAGUUCACUUUAUGUUUAUGGUAAGACUGGCUUGAUUUACAGCAAUCAAACUGCGUACCUUUUCCAUUGCCAUGAUGAAUAAUGUAUAUGUAGAACUUUGUCAUGUGCCAUGCCUCAGUUUAACUUGAUAAUUAGCUUAAUGUUUAGUCGAGGCAAAUGAUCUUUGUUCGGAAAUGAUCCGGCUUUGGUCUCAUACAUAAAAAUGAGCCUUAAUCCUUCAAAUAGAUUUUUUUUGUUUUGUUUUCGACUAGUUUCAGAUCAGUUGGAAGUCGAGUAGCAGGACGGGAAAGCCCGGGGUGGGGGUACUGCCAUAUAUGCAUAUAUGGGCUAUAUAGGUAUGUGCCGCUGUGAAGGGUAUGGUUUUCAAGCAGUUUACCCUAAUAAUGAAAGGGGUAUAUAAAUCAGAGUGUUUGGGUCUAGAAUAAGGUAUCAUUUUUCAGGAAAUUGAUCAGUUGGUUGAAGAUUUUAUCUAAACUAGGGAUUGUGGUAUAAGGUUUUGUUUUAUUGGCUAGACUGUGCCAGUGACCUCAGUAGUUUCUGGAAAACAGCUGCUCUAGGAUAGGGGGGAUUUAGGGAGUUUACUCUAGUAUAGGGUAGCAAAAUUCGGCUGAACUAGCUCUGGUCAAGAGACUAUAAAGGGGACAGAGAGGGCAUCCCCCAUAUACACCCUAUUCCAUAGGUAAUUCGUCUCGAGUUAUUUUUAGAAUCGAGAUAAAGUUACCUCGCGCGAGACGUGGAUGUUUCGUGAGGUUUCGCAUGACCAAACGCCGUGCAAAACAUGUCGGGCGAGAGGCAAUGAAAGCGUAAAAAGAUCGAGAGCAUUCCUGAAUAUUGAAGCGAAAUGAGUCGGCGCUCACCUGGGAAAAAGGAAUCGCUGGACUCUUUGACAACCCGUGAAAUCAGUUUAACUCGAAGUUGUCGUAACCUCAGUGCUUUAAUAAAAUGAGAAAUUUCGCCGGUCUAUUGAAACCGGUCGUUUGUACAAUUUAGGGAGUUUAAGAUCCAACGACGCGGACGACAACUAGAACGUCAAAAAAACAAUAGGUUUAAUUAGCAAAACAACAACUUCGCACGUGCAACACACUUUUUUGUUCAUUUCUUUCCCGUUUUUGCACGACUACGACGUGAAAAUGCCUAAUUUCGCGUUUUAUGGAGGACGUAAAUAAGCAACGACGAAAUUUUAUUUCUCUUUCUGAGCUUGAAUAUGGUCCCUUGAAAUUCAGCUUUAGGAGGGUUCGCCUACAAUUGACAAAGUAAGUGGGUAGGAAUAAUCGCUAUAAAGACUGAAAAAAAUAAACAUCAAACCAGAAAUUGCUCUCUUCAAACUGUAAAUUAUAAAUGAUCCUGAGAGAAUAUUCAGUGUGUUAAGGAUUUCCCUGCUCUACUGUUAGCUCUAUACAAGAGAGGAAGGGCGAUUCUUUUUUAAUUUCGGUUUCGCUGACACAGCUUUCGCAGAAAUCUCGCUGUAGUCGUUUUCGUCGACAAAAGGAAUAGCAAAAUCGCUCUCCGCGUCUUCCCCCAUUUUGUUCUGCGUCAUUUCGUGAAGGACGCGUGGCUCUCAGCGUGGGUCAUCCACGCGGAACACAUUCGCGCUAUGUGAUUGGCUGUUGUCUAAUCCCCCUUGAGAUCUGUGGUGUUAAAAAUAACUCGAGACGAAUUACCUAUGGAAUAGGGUGUAUAUGGGGGAUGCCCUCUCUGUCCCCUUUAUAGUCUCUUGCUCUGGUAUAGGUUAACGGUUCCAGGGACCCAGCGGCACAUCCCCACCCAUAAAUUCCUAAAGUACUCCCCUCACCCCCAACCCGGACGGGAAAGAUACGGAUAGGAAAUGUUCACACCCUUUGCUAAUCUUUUAAGAUCGAAUAUUUUUAUACGGAAAUUAACAUCCAAUUCGUUUUUAUGCAGCUGGCCAAAUUGCUCCAUCUUCAUCGUCUGAGUAUUAUGCACCAUCUAGUUCGUAUGCGCUUCCACCUCCUUUGGACUUCCAGUUUCAUGUGCCAGCGGAUUGUGAUCAAAUCUGCACCAACACUCAAGGCAGCUAUAGCUGUUCUUGUGUCAGUGGUUAUCGACUGUCUUCCGAUGGAAAAUCCUGUUUAGGUGAGGUCCCACUUUAAAAAUGGAAGUGCUCAAAUCAUCUGAGAUAGUUGAAAGAACCAAACCUUUCAAAGAGUUCAAAGAUACAAACCUUUGCUUACACAACUUGAAUUCACAAAAUAGUUGUCCACGAAUAAAACACUAGGUUUCUACUUCUUGUACAUUUUGGCUGGUACUUAAAUUUAACUGUCAGCUUGAAGCAUUUAUGGCUUUUUUGGUUGAGAUUUGGUUUGACAUUAAACGUACUCUUCAUAGAUAUUGACGAAUGUUCUACGAACAAUGGUGGCUGUAGCCAUCAUUGCUACAAUAUUCCUGGAUCAUUUUAUUGUGGAUGCCCGGAAGGUACAACAAUGGCCAGCAAUAAUUUGACUUGUGUUGGUAAGUUUGGUGGCGUUUCAUAACGUGCAAAUUAAUAGGCCAUUUGCAAGAUGAGAUCAUUUUACUACUACGACCAGAAUCCUUCAGGAUUUUGCUUUCUUGUGUAAAUUAGCGCUUUUGUUAAUUAAACCUCACUGGAAUUACUAAAUCUGAGUGUGAAAGGAAAAACGUAAUGGAUUUUAUUCGAAGUAGUAAAAUUGUCGCCAUGUUCAGGCCAAAUUUUUAAUUAAAAAAAGUGCAAACUAGCGUAUUCUGCGAAGAUAUUUUCUGCAACGAGAUUUAUCUUGAUGGCUUGUUCAUUUUAGAACCCGGCGUUUCAGUUGUAUGUGACGAGAACAACAUGACCAUUUCUUUGGAGAAGCAAACAUUUCCAUUUUUGAACGUCAGCAGUUUACAUCUACGUUAUGUUUCAUGCAGGUAGUGUAUAAUUUUGGUACUGAAUACUUAGAGCUCAUGAGUCGGUUUCUAAAAGGCUGAUUAGCGCUUAUCCGGGAUUAAAAUUUUUGUUCCGUAUUUUACCUUGCUAUGUAUUGCUUAGAAUAACAUUUUGUGUUAUCAUUACUCAGUACCUCGGAUCCGGAGUAAAGGCUAAUCAAUAUUUUGUAAGGUCGAGUAGCAUGUUCUUAGACGAAAAACAUGGCUUAAAAUUUGGCUAAAUCCUGGGUUAAACUUAAUCAUCUUUUAAGGAACUGGGCCAAACACUGAAUGAACCGCCACCCGCACAGUUCAGUUGGGCGAGCGCCUGUCUGCCGGGCGGCAGGUCGUUGGUUCCUUUGACCAACUACGAGAGUCUUUUAGAACACUGGUGGUAAGAUCACGCUGCCUGUGAAUAUAGUAGAUCUUGUCUCUGUUCAGAUGUUCGCGUCAUAAGAUGUGACGGUUAGCCUUGUCUCCUUCAUUCUUCUUUCAUUGAUCAAAUCAUAUUAAGGGGUCAUAAAUGACCCACACUAGUCUCAUGUUGGAAAGAAUAGAGAUUUUUUCCUGGUGGUAUGGUCAAGGUGUGGUCAACCUUCAUAUCAUGAGCUGGGUGGGUUACAGUAGAGAGCUUGAGCUACUGCGACGGCGACGGCUACGAAAACGUCGCUUAAAAAGUGAAUUCGCGCUUAUUCUAUCUCGUUUAGUUCGUCGACCGGAAGCAAGCCCCUUUCUCUUUUAAUUGCCAUAAUGCUUCCAAAUUUGUAUUGGUAAGCGUUAACAGUCUNAGAGAUUUUUUCCUGGUGGUAUGGUCAAGGUGUGGUCAACCUUCAUAUCAUGAGCUGGGUGGGUUACAGUAGAGAGCUUGAGCUACUGCGACGGCGACGGCUACGAAAACGUCGCUUAAAAAGUGAAUUCGCGCUUAUUCUAUCUCGUUUAGUUCGUCGACCGGAAGCAAGCCCCUUUCUCUUUUAAUUGCCAUAAUGCUUCCAAAUUUGUAUUGGUAAGCGUUAACAGUCUGAUAAAGACGAUUUGACCGAAACAAUUUACAAUUUGAAGAAAUAGCACAACAUUUUUCAAUUUACAAGACUUAUGCCAUCUUCAGUUGUGGAAGGUCGUUACAAUUUGAAUAUACUAAUUACAACGAUUUUAAUAAAAGCUAAAUAUGACAAAAGAACAACGAGGAGACAAAAAGAAACAGCAAAAAUAACAGCUCAGCUUUCAUGGAAAAUGACAGGUUUACAUGUUUAACCUGUUUAUUUAGAAUAGGUUUCUCCCACUCUUAGGCGUAAGGGCCGGGGGGGGGCAAGGGGGGCUGCAGUCCCCCCCAGAUUUUGGGCAACUCAGAUUUUUUGGACACCGAAAGAAAAUUUGAGCAAAGCAAGUUUUUAAAGACGUCUCCAUGGUUAUUUAAUUAUUUUAUUUUAAUUAUUUUUAUCUGUUGGCGAUAACAGAAACUUGGCUAGACUUGAAUAAUCAACAGACGGCGAACAUUAUAAAUGAACUCUGUCCUUUGGGGUUUGCGUUUAUGCAUAUUCCUCGAAUGAAUAAUUGUGGUGGUGGUGUGGGCAAAAUCACGGCCCAAAAAUGAAAACAGUCCACUUCCAGUUGACGUGCAUCGCUCAAAAACGUCUUUGUUUAAGCUUACUAAUAUGGUAUACUGACGUCCGAGCUUACUGUUAACAUACCGUAAAUCCCCUAUCAAGCUCCCUCUCUCUAAUAAGCCCCCCUACCGUCCCCCUUAUUAUUAUUAUUCACUAAUAAACGAUAGGCUGUUUUAAUCAAUCAAAACUGUAAAACUUCAUUGGGACUGAUCCAAUAUGGUUUAUUAACCAUCUGGAAGUUAGGAUUUGUUUUUGAUCUUCAGCUGCAUGACCUAGAGCUGCACAACUUCUUGUACUUGAGCUUUUCCACUUUGUAUUCUAGUUCGUUAUGGAGAACUGAUACUAAAUUAAAUAAGCACCCCUAUCUCUAUUAAGCCCUCCCCCCCCCUACCUCAAAUGUGUUUGAAAUUAAUAAGCCCCCUGGGAGCUUAAUAGAGGAUUUACGUUAAGUACGAUGAGUAUGAUCGUCCAGGUGAACGUAGUCCUGAAUUGGACUGUUGGUCAUGACACUGACUGACGUUUCGACAACCUAUGCGGUAGUCAUUUUCAGAGUUAAAGUAAGUUGUAUCAGAUUAGUUGAUGGGAUCAAAUUCUGGUUAUUGUCCUGAUUGGUGAAUUAAGUCGCGAUGUCAUUGGUCAUCUGUCAGUUAUGCCGUGAAGUUAUUGGCUAUUAAGACUCCUAAUGUCAUUGUUGCGUUUCGAUCCUUCUGUUGUCACAGUUUAAUCGUUGCGUAGCCAUAUCGUCGGUUGUCCUGUCAUUCUCUAAUGUUUCCUUGUAGUUAGUUUUGCUUGAGUCCGUCAUGAGUCAUUUUUACGGUGCAGGUAACAGUUAACUAGGAUUCAGUGAACUUUGUUUUAAGUUAGUAAACCAGUGAAUCGUUGAAAGUAGUCUGUAGAAUACGUAAUCAUGACAUGUCGCAGAGUUCCCGUCGAUUUGAUGUCUCGUCUGUAAAUGAGCAAUGUGAUUGUUGACGUCAUCAUUUCUUGUCGCUCGUUAGGCUAGCUAACAAGUCAGUUUUCAAUCCGUUUUUAUCUUCUUCAAGUUUUUCCAUGUCUGCUGUUUGUAUUUGCGCUGUUCAUUUUAAUACCCAGUCAUUACACAAAUAAACAAUACAAUAAUAAAAGCUUUAUCCAAUUCUAUGUUUACAUUUUAUUUAUUUUGUUUCUUCUUCUUGUCUUUAGAGCUACAGAGAAUUCUACACACGUCUUACUCAGCACCCCUUUAAAUUCCUGCGGAACACUGGUGAAUGAAACAAAAGACGCAUUAAUCUUCUGGAAUGAAGUCCGAGCAGAUUCUGUGAUUAUUGACAAUGUCAUCAGUCGGACACACGAUAUCAAAUUUAAAUUUUACUGCAGCUAUUCCAGAAAGAAGAUGCUAAGCAUUCAAUUUCAACCCAAGCAUAUUUUCAUUGGAUCAGAAGGUUCUUUAAUUAUGCUUUAUUAAUUUUUUUUCUUCCAACGAGAAAUAUUGAAAUUGAAAUUUUAGACACACUUUUUUCCCUCCAUUUCAGUUCAAGAACAAUUUUAAACCUUCACGUACAAGUCAUUAAGCUUACGGUCAGGAGCCGAUUACUUGGAGCCUCCAUCUCCCGUAUAAGCCCUUGGAGUCAACCCUUUCCGACGAAAAAUUAUUUAUAGAAAUAGCUUUCGCGGAAUAUUUUUCACGCCUUCUCAGUAAUAUCCAAUCAGAGCAGAGCUAUGAUCAUACGUCACACUCUGAGUCAGAGAAGCGGGAUUUGAAUUGCUGCCAACAGUGGCGGUAGCUCCCACGUGGAAGAGUUAUCUGAUGAUAGUUCUGAUCUUCUAUCGGGUUAAAAAUACCCGCUUAGAGCCUAAUAACAAAAAGAAAAAGGCGAUACACUCAUGCGACGUCUUCAAGUUUACUUGUAAUCUUGACAGUUGGCUGCAUAUCAUAAGUUUUAUCAAGAACAACCCAGUCCCGGCCCUAGACAGCGGGUAAAUAAAUAUUGAAAAAUCAAGCUCUUUAGUUACUUUACUUUACUGGUUAACUCACUUGUGCAAUGCUUUGGAGCUUUUACUAAUUCCACAAAGGACCACACUGCAUCAUUCCACAGUUAAUUUUGAAGUGAAAAGUAUGUUGUUCCAACUGUGUUACAUAUCGAACACGGACUGCAUCUUUCGCUUGUGCGGCGCCAGAGUGUAAUUGUGCGAGAUCUGAGGUCGCGAAUUAUGAACGGACUUUUAUAAGCCAAAUCAACGUGGCUGUGGAUGAAAAUGACUUUUGGUAACAUACAAUCUCAACGGCAAAUAUUUCAAGUGGGCAUAUCAAACAAAACAAACGAGAUGUUCAACAGGAAUGAGAUCGAAUUAAAAGCGAAAUUAACUGUUGUGUACCUAACAUACUGAGGGUUUCAUUCACACAAUACAACAACUGUCGAUACAGAAUCUACUGAGCCUGGUAUUUUCUCUUGCUACUAAGAAACUAAGCAACGUGUAAACAAGGAAAAUAACAGGCAGUCAUAAAAUUAAAAAAGGAGCGAGCCGAUUGGGCUAGCGACUUCAAAAGAUUAAAAUCCUUGAAUGAAAGAUAGGUUCUCAAAGGUUUCACAGCGGAAGUUAUAUGUUUCGGCAUGUCACGUCCUCCUGUAUAUUUCUUUUGCGGUUAUUUGAGGUCUACAAGUAUAUGCUGCGGCCAUGAAAUCUUGUAGCAUCUUGAGAAAUAGUGUGAUUGCCAAACAGUGUUUAAUUUCUUCCUGAGUUUGAUAAUUCUGCACUCAAAGGGUUUUUGUAGCUUUCAUGUCUUGCGGCAAUGAAAUAAUAACUUAUAUAGCACCAUCAAAAUGAAUUAAAAUCCGGACAACAUAAACCGAUACCUUUCUUCACUUCGACGUUUUGCUUCUUUAAAAGAAAUCCUACAAAAUCAUGAGAAAACAUCUUGAUUUUUGCUGUCCCAGGUUGCGGGUGGAUAAGACACAGAAGACACGACAGUUUCUACUUACAAAGGCCGCGGAAGGCGCAAAAUUGCCUCCGAUUUGCCGGUUCCAUACAGAGCUUACCGUAAGCGCUCCAAUUCCCUAUUAAAAAGUCUGGCUCUCCAACAAAGAGUUUCACUUUUUACUACUUUGAAAAGUUCCUUUUAAAUAAGGGCGAUGGAAUACAACAUUACGACCAAAAUUUAAACAUCCGAACAGUGCUACAACAGCAAAUACUACCUCGUGCGUUGCAACAAAAUAUAGCAAUAUUUUUAAGCCAGAUUACAUAUUAUUUAUAUGAACUCGAAACCAGCCUUCCUCGGUUGUAAGGGAAGGAACGGAGGCAGGAGCUACGGUGAUGGAAUAAGGAGUAAACUUGUUGGCCAAUUUCCCUCUUUCGCCGCCAUUUUUUUCUCACUACAGAAAUAUGCGGACGUCCUCGAAAACAAUAAAUUGAAAUUAACUUCGCGGGAAAGCCUGUUCUAAAAAUAAUUCUUUAUCGGAAAGGGUUGACUCAAGGGUACAGCACGUAUGGAGGCUCCAAGUAAUCGGGUCGCUUGAUCAGUCUUUUAGUCAGCUCAAUCCCCUGUAAAAGGAUAAUUUAAUUCUAUUCCGGCACCGUCAUAAGUCUACCCUGAAGUCCUCAGAUCAUUGAACUUACCUGAGACAAAACCCACGUCUUUCCCUUCACAAAGAUGAAAAUAUUCGACCGCGCCUUUAAACAACAAGAGAAUAGGGCCACGUUGACCAUGCCCAGAAAACUGUAGAUGUCCAAAGGAUUUUUGAUGGAGUUUCUAUUUCUAAACCAAAAAGAAGGCUAAUCUUAAUUAUAUUUUGCUUCCUUCUUAGCUGGAUAUGGGAAUUUCACUUUCAAAAUGGACUUUUACAAAACUGCAGCAUUUGCCACUCCCUAUACAGAGAACGACUACCCAAUAUCAGUGGCGUUGAAUGAAUAUCUUUACGUAAAGUACAGUGUGGAGUCCAGCGCCAACCUGGUAAUCAUGGCCGAAAACUGCAAAGCCACAAAAAAAGGAAGUUUCUAUUCCUGGCCUUACUAUACCAUUAUACAGAAUGGGUGAGUAUAACAUACAUUCAUGAUCUAGGCUAAAAGUCUUGCCUCAUUUUCCUCGGGGAAAAUUAAGAGGGCGAGGUAGGCUUGAAAAUUGCCUCGCGCGGAAGAGGCGAGGCGCGUGUCACAGGUUGGGGAUUUUCACGAGCGCUCACAUAUUUCGCUUAACCUAGUUACUUAACCGCUGAGGAAAAGAAGGGAAUACCCGUAGUUUAUUCCUGAAUAAGAAGAAAGGAAAACGUCUGUUCGAAUGAGUUUAUAUUUCCAUAAUUUUAUCAUCUCCAUUCACCUUGACUCUUGGGCAAGAUUUACGUCGUUUUCCCCAGGUCUUGCUGUUCCUCCAGUAUUGCCUGUAUUGCGGGCUCGAUUCCCUGAACUGCCCCUGGCCUGGUAAUCGAGCUCAUACUUGAUCAUCACUUAAAGGGCUUAUGAAGUUUGAUAUCGUAUCAUCAUUAACAACUGCUAGCUCUUAUUUACGAGAACUGUGCUUCAGCGCAGCACUAGACUAGCCUUUGCGACGGAGUUAAUUUUCAUCUUCAAGUAGAGCUUAAUCUUGAUGGGAUAAUUUUGAGAAGAGGAACGCCCAGAAACAUCCAUAGUAUAAAACUAAAACACGUUUCUGUUUUUAAACAUUACACACUAGUUGCGAGCGAGAUACAACUAUGGAGUACACGUUUAAUCCAUCAGGGAGUUCUCAGAAGUUUAAAAUUAGAACGUUCAGGUUCUUCAACGACUAUAACGUUGUUUACUUCCACUGCGAGUUGUUGGCUUGUUACAGAUACAAUUUUAAUUCCAGGUAUGUCUAUAGUCAACCCUCCCUGUUACUCCGAAGGAGCAAUACUUAAUCUGCGAACACCGAAUUGAAUGAUAUUCUUAUUCCAUUCCUGCUUUUUAUUGCAAUGCAAUAAAAUCGCAAUUUCAACUGAAAUGUUCUUGCUGUAAUUAGCAUAUGUUAAAGCUCAUAAGCAUGGUACACAGGCAACUACAUUUGCAAGGCCCUUUAAUAGCUACAAGUAAAAUGUUAAUCGAAAUAACAUAUUAGCUUGAAAAGACUGGGGAUCUCCACUCUUUAUGAUAGUUUCACGACGGUUGCUUCAGUCCUACAUGUAUUGCCGCAAGUGAGAUUUGCACCAUAUCAGAAAUGCUAACGGCUCUGGUGAUCUAAAAUCUGGAUACUCUCUAUUUACCAAUUAUUCCACGAGUGCGCCUUAGACAUGAGAUGGUAGAUGACCAACAAGCGCGAGUGGAACAAUUGUUCAGUUUAUUAAACAUCCGCAAAAUAUCGAGAAUUCUUCUCUACUAUAUUUGUAAAACCCACCAAUUUUGAGCUUGUUUUUAAUUUUGAACAGACGUGUAAAGUUGCCAUAUUUGGAGAUCGAGGUAUAAUGGCUCGUAUACAUGUAUACUAUGAUGGCUAAGCCAAUCAGAGCUCUAGAAUUGCAUUAUCCAAUGAUUCAGUUUUUAACAUUUUGCAUUAUCCCCGGCCCAGUAUCAUUAUCCCAAAAAAACCGUCUUACGAAUAAAAAAAUCGAAUUUUAGGGGUGAAUGGGCUAAACUCCAAACUAGAGCAUAGAAAAGCUCAAAUGUCGAUUUUAUCCGGGAGAUUGAUGCCGUAUCCGGGAGACCCCAGAAAAUCCUGGAGAGUUGGCACAAUAAUCAUGCAAUAUGAAAGCGGUUGAACAAAAGCAAAGUAAGACACUUUGUAAACCAAAGGUUUUGUUUACAGAUGCAGCAGGGAUUGUUUAAGUAGCAAAAGGAGAAAGAAACGGGACGCAGUUGAGGAGGAAAGUACAAGCAGACAUAUUCUCUCCAGCGGCCCAAUUAUCAUCAAGAAGACGGGGACGAAGAUAGAAAAACGUGACGCAGAAGGUAGGCCGCACAGAUAACUGAGGGCGUGCUCGAUGGACCGUAUCCUGGACUAAGAACUGAAUGGAAUAGACUCUAGAGAUCACUUAUUUUGGCUUUCAUUGCAUUCUUAAUUAAAUAGGAUUUGAUAGAUUGUGCUCGGAAAAGUAACUGUGCUCGUAUAUUUCUAAAAUUAUGCCAAUAAUUAUGCUAGUUUUUGUAAAUUAUGCACUUUUUUGCAAAGUAUGCAGAAAUUAUGCCUCGAUUUUUUAACUUUUAAUUUGUUAAAAAAUACCCUAAUAACUAUGCAACAAACAAGUAAAAGGUAAACACAUUUACUUUCUUUACACCCAGAAACAUCACGAGAUACAUAACUCAUUUUCUAAAAACUAUUAAAAGUCCCAAACCAGUCCUAGGGGAGUUGAACACUUUUCUGUUUUGUCGCAGGAAUUUGCAUAAUUGCUGGCCACUUCAGUGAAUACAUACACACUCUAUAUCCGUCUUUCACUUAUAAUAGCUUUCCCUUCUCUUUCCUGUUACCUUAAGACUUGUCUAACUAUGGAGGUUUAUUUUUUUCCUUUGUGAUAGAUACUGGGAAAAGCCAACAAACUGCUUUGAUUGGUGGUGCAGCGGCCGUGGGGGGACUGGCCCUGAUUGCUAUAAUAGCCUUGGCUGUUUUAGCUGCUAAAUACCGCAUUGCGCGAAUAUUCAUGAACAGGAACAAGGUCGGAGACUUGUACACUACCCAAGAUGAACAGAUGAGUCGACGAAAUGCCUACAUCCAAGAAGAUGACAUGAUCGAAAAGGAAGACUCCUUUUAAAUUGCAUCCUUACGUUGAACACUUAUCUCGUACCCAGAUCCCUUGUCGACAAGACAUCUGGGUACGAGAUUAGUUGAGCACAUAACAAGUCCCGGGGAACUCCCAUAUAAACGUGACGGGGGUGCUCGUCGCAAAAUUAAAAUUAAACCUCUAAGUGAGAUUAAUGUGGCUGUGGCUAAAAAUUAAACUGGCCCCUAAUGGAGACCAUGCUGAAAAUGAUACCUGAAUGGGCAAAUAUGGUGACUUUCCGUCCCAAAAACCCGAAGCGAGACCUAACGCUACAAUUUAAAUCCCUUAGUAAGCGAGACGGCAAGGAUCCCCGUUACUUUCAUAAUUAUAAUCCCUCCCGGGCAUAAGUGAUGCAAUAGUAGAUAAAAAUGAUUCUUUGAUUCUUGUUUUCAGAAGACAAUAGCGCAUAGUCAACUAAUUAACUUCCUUCAGAAUACGAUUAACAUAAGGAGAAGAGCUAAGUGUCCCCAAAUUACGCGGACAUAUCCAUACAAGAGAUCGAGGCAAGAGUUUUAAGAAGCCGCUUUUUAUUAUACUACUUAUACUCGAACCUUGACAAAUGGCUGUCUGUACCACAGCUCUAGAUAUCAUGUGGACACAGUGGAGGUUCUGCUAUGAUCACUGAGUUCAUAUUUAUAGUGUAGUAGGUUUUAAGAUCGGGGUAGGAUGCAGUUGAAUCCGGAGUCAGAACUUAUAUUGCAGCUUAAGUCAAGUUCAUAGUUUUAUUUACUUAUAUUUACUUAAGCUGUUGUUUUAUGACGCUCUUUAAAGUUUUACCUUACUCAAUGGAUGCCUGGCCUGGGAAAAACAGGAACUCCCCAGCAAAUAAAGCCAUUUAGCGUGCCAAACCCAAGCAGCUACAACCACUACACCGUAAGAAAAUGCGUUUUCUUUCGCAAUGCAUGCUGAUCGCUCCCCAGUAUGGCUGAAAGUGUAACAAGCGUAAGCACCAAUAGGAACCUUCAGUGUGAAGUAGAUAGUUUCCAUUUUCUUUCCGCGAGGUCUUGUGUCGUUAUUUGACACUGUUAAGAUCUCUCAAGAGAUGGGAAACGGGAUAGAGAGAAACUUUUAGGGCGUCAACCAGGAUGUGCAAAUUUUACUCAAGUUAUUUUUAGUGGGUUUGAAACGCCAUCAAGGCCUUGCGCAACUACCUCAAGCAAACAAUGCAGAAUGUUGUAAUGGCGACUGUUCAGUUCUCUCGACAACAUUGAAAAAAGGUUUGCGGACCUCUCCGGAAACCAAUUUCCGAUUUCUUCAAAACGUUUAAUCGGUCUAAGAAUAGCUUUGGUGAAAUUCACCUAUCGCGGGCUUGACUGGGCGUUUCCCGCUCUGUUCCAUUAUUCUCUCUCGUGCAUCUAUGUUACUUUUAUAAAACCUAAACGUUUUCAUUACUGACUUUUAGUAACUGCGUGUAAACUGUCUCUAGGAAAUGUUUAUCAAGUGCAGUGUAAUAGUUUUUAAUUAGACGCCUGUAUUCAUGCUAUUUGAUCAGCGGUCAUUAUUUUCAUUGCUUCGUCGGCCGGGCGUGGCCAGCGGUAGUAGUAAGAUUCCAGUAGCGCAUAAGAGCCUUGAAAAGCCAAUAAAAUGUUUUUUGUAUCAUUGCUUAUCUACAUUUUUUGGUACUAAGUGUGAUAACCCAGGCAGGUUCGUUUAGGACUUCGUCGCUCAAGAUAUCUGCACAGGGGGAUGCAAAUUCUGUGACCGUACGCUUUGGGACGAACGGGAGUAUCGAAAAACUUCACAUAAUCGUUACAUACAUGUACUGCCACGAAUGCUCACAUACAGACCAAUAUAAUCGUUUUUUAUCUGUAAUGUUGUGUAUUGUCGUUCUUGCAGCUGAAAACGGGGAAUUUUUAACGAGCGAUUUGAAAGGUGUACGUUCGACCCUUAGCUAAACGAAAAAACAAAGCAUUUCUUUACGUGAAGUACAGUGUGGAGUCAAGCGCUAGCAAUCAGCUAGUGAUAAUGGCCGAAAACUGCAAAGCCACAAGAUAUGCAAGUUUCUACUCUUGGCCUUAUUAUACCAUUAUACAGAAUGGGUGAGUGUAACAUAUGUCUAGGAUUUAGGUUUCAAGUAUUCCCUCAUUUUCCACAGGGGAAGUUGAGCGAGCGAAAUACGAGAGUCCUUGUGAAAUUGCCACGCGCGGGAGAAGCGAGACACGUUGCACCUGUCUUGCGGUUGGUGAUUUUGACGCGCUCUCGCAUAUUUCGCUCGCUCUUAUCGUCACUAAGGAAGUACCUGUGGUCUAUUUCCGUAUCGUCUUCGUGUUGAUCCUUACGCAUGAUGUACGUCGUUUUUCCUUGUAUUUGAUCCCCAAUGAUUGCGGGCCGCAUUUUCCUGAACAGCGACAGGAAAUCGAACCUCCUUAAUCGUUUACAGGGCUCAGAAGUUUGAUAUCAUCAUAGAAGCGACGACCGGAAAUACGUCUGCGCUUCGCAGGCUACAUUCGCAACUGCUAUAGUAACAAAAAUUGUGCUUCAGCGCUGAACUAGACUAGCCUUUGCGACGGAGUUAAUCUUCAUCGUUGUUUAUACUCUUGAUGGGGGGAUAAGUUUGAGCGGAUGAACCCCCAGAAAAAUCCAUAGCAUUAAAACUAAAAUACAUUAAUUUAUUUUUUAUUUACAUUUUACACUAGUUGCGAGCGAGAUACAACUAUGAAGUACACGUAUAAUCCAUUAGCGAGCUCCCAGAAGCUUAAAAUUAGAUCGUUCAGGUUCUUUAACGACUAUGACGUUGUUUACUUUCACUGCGAGUUGUUGGCUUGUUACAAAGGCAAUUCUAAUUCCAGGUAAGUCUAUUGUAAACCCUCCAUGUUACACCGAAGAAGAGGCAGUUCUAAACCGCAGAAAACCGAAUAAAACUCUACCGUAAUUCCAUUCUUGUUUUUUAUUGCAAUGUUCUGGCUGUAUUUAGCAUCUUAGAGGUCAUAAGCUUGGUAAACAGGCAACUGUAAUGACAAGACCCUUAUUACCAAGAAGUUAUAAAAUAGAACGAACGAACAUAUCUUAAAAAGACACGGGGCGCUUACCAUUUACAAAAACCACCCAAGUGGAAAUCUUGUGCAUAAACAUAAAACUAUAAAACUUGACGUGGUGGGAGAACUACCCGCUACAAAGUAAAUCAAAAUCAACUGAACUGACUUAAAAGAGUAGAAAAAUUGCAUCGCCUCAAAUCACAGCCCACAUUUUCUGAAGGUUUUCAAACGGAAUGGCGCGAAUUGACCAUUUCAUUUUCCAACCAGAAUUUUCGGUUUUCCCAUAAAAAUGGUAAGUACCCAGGAUCUCCACUCUCUAAAGGACGGAUAGUUUCAUGGUAGCAAAAUUUCGGGAGACAAAUUAGAUGUAUAAUGGAAGAUGUACAAGUGGCGAGUAUGCGUAGAUAUGACUGAAGCUGAAAAAAAAAUUCGAUGAUUUAUAAACCGAAGGUUUUUGUUUAUAGAUGCAGCAGGGGUUGUUUGAGCAGCAAAAGAAGAAAGAGACGAGGCGCAGUUGAUGACGAAAUAGAACACGAGGAAAGUACUAGCACACAUAUUCUCUCCAGCGGCCCAAUAAUGAUCAAGGAGACGGAGACGGAGAAGGAAGAACGUGAUGAAGGAGGUAUGACGUAUGGACAACUAAAUAUGCUGACAGUAGUUUUAAGUGAAAGGAGAGAGGGUUGCCAACAAAUUCCAAAUUCAAAGUUUCCCACUAGCCCACUUUAUAGUUACAGGUGGAAACGAGGCUGGAGGUGACAGUCAGGAGUGCCUUUUUUGUAUCAAAACAAGUUAAGGUCAAGCUCACGUUUACUCAAAGGCUAGGAUGCUAAGCGCAAAACCUGUAAAUUGGCAGGAGCCCAUAACCCAGAGCGACUUAAAAGAUGUUCUAUAAUUCGCACCAAAAUCAUUCUAAAAAUAAACUUAUCGGUAAAAACGCCAUGACACCAGGAUAUGGACUUCUGUUGGCCAAGUGCCAAGUGGAGGUAGGCUGCGGUUGCUUGUUACGUUUCUCUUUUAUGAACAGAAACUGUAGGCCGCAAGGAUUAAUAAAAGCUAAGCAUACAGAGAAAAUAAACGGUCAUUAUUCUUGGAACAUAUCUUUAGAAGAAGCAUUUGAGAUUUGCCGGAGCUCGUUCUCAGAAGAACACAAAACUUAACCAUAAUUGACCAGGAGAAACAUAAGAUCGAACAAAUUUACAUUUGGAACCCUAUGACUACAUGAUUUGCUACGUUAACACUUAUUUACAUCAUCAGUAUGGAAUUUUUGUCGCUGAGGCGCAGACGUCCCUCCUGUCGAAACGACCUUAGCGGCGGGGAGCGAGGAGAGGCGGCUGUUUUCCCUACUUGUCUGUUUUAUCACAGAAAAUUUGGAAUCAGCAUACGUUUCUGGGAAUCUGCCCACCUACCCCUCCCCUAAACCAACAUUUUGCCUUAAGUGAGAAUUAAGUGUUAAUGUUUGUUAAGGGGAGGGGUAGGCGGGAAUGUGCAUAGCUGCUACGCUUUAUAGUUUUUUCCUUCUCUUUCAUAUUGGUUUUAGACUUAUCUACUAAUCGAAGUUUAUUUUUUCCUUUGUGGUAGAUACUGGAAAAAGCCAACAAACUGCUUUGAUUGGUGGUGCAGCGGCCGCGGGAGGACUGUCCCUAAUUGUUAUCAUAGCCUUGGCUGUUUUAGCCGUUAAGUACCGCAUUGCACGAAGAUUCAUGAACAGGAACAAGGUCGGAGACUUGUACACUACCCAAGAUGAACAGAUGAGCCGAAGAAAUGCCUACAUCCAAGAGGACGACAUGAUCGAAAGGGAAGACUCCUUCUAA